UCUCUUCUUCCCAGAAUCAUAUGAUCGAUCAAGCAUGUAUCCUUCAAUCCCCCCUCUCCUCCUCCUCCUCCUUUCAACCUUCAUAAUUUUCAUUCUCUCCAUCAUCUUCCUGCGUCGAAAUCAGAGCAAAGAUGGCCCGCCAGGUCCACCGGCCUUGCCGGUGAUCGGUAACCUGCACAUGCUGGGGAAGCUCCCACACCGCACCCUGGAGGCCUUGGCCCAUCGAUACGGACCCAUCAUGUCCCUACGCCUCGGACAGGUCCCACACGUGGUGGUCUCCUCCUCAGAGGCCGCAGAAGACUUUCUCAAAGCACACGACGCCGUUUUCGCGAGCCGUCCAAGGCUCGAAGCCUCCAAGUACUUCGGCUACGGCUCCAAGGGCUUGGCGUUCUCGGAGUAUGGUCCCUACUGGCGAUACAUGAGGAAAGUGUGCACGCUCCGGCUUCUGACCGCCUCAAAGGUGGACUCCUUCGCGCCCUUGAGGAAGAGGGAGCUGGAGCUGGCCGUGAAGUCGCUCCAAGAAUCCGCCGCAGCGAAAGAAGGCGAGGUCGUUGUGGAUCUUAGCGAGGUGGUGCACAACGUUGUGGAGGAAAUUGUGUACAAGAUGGUGUUGGGGAGUAGCAAGCAUGACGAGUUUGAUUUGAAGGGGUUGAUUCAGAAUGCAAUGAAUCUUACUGGCGCGUUUAAUCUAUCAGAUUAUGUGCCUUGGCUUCGAGCUUUCGAUCUUCAGGGAUUAAAUCGAAGUUACAAGAGAAUUAGUAAAGCACUUGACGAAGUUAUGGAAAAGAUAAUCAAGGAGCACGAACACGGUUCAGAUGUACAAAAUGAACAGCACCAUAGACAUAGGGACUUCAUAGACAUAUUACUCUCGCUGAUGCACCAGCCUAUCGAUCCCUAUGAUGAACAAAAUCACAUCAUUGAUAAAACUAACAUUAAAGCUAUACUCUUGGAUAUGAUUGCUGGGGCAUUUGAAACUUCUGCAACUGUUGUAGAGUGGACAUUUUCCGAGCUCCUAAGGCAUCCAAGAGUGAUGAAAAACCUUCAAGAUGAGCUGGAUAAUGUGGUUGGGAGGGACAAAAUGGUGGAGGAAAAUGAUUUGGCAAAGUUAAGUUACUUGGAUAUUGUGAUCAAGGAGACCUUGAGAUUAUACCCUCCUGGACCAUUAGUCCCCCGAGAGUCAACAGAGGAUGCUAUGGUUCAGGGUUAUUUCUUAAAGAAAAAAUCAAGAAUCAUCAUAAACAUAUGGGCAAUGGGAAGAGAUUCCAAGAUAUGGUCUGAUAAUGCUGAAGUAUUUUAUCCAGAGAGAUUCAUCAAUAAAAAUUUAGACUUUCGAGGACUUGACCUCCAAUAUAUACCAUUUGGUUUUGGUCGAAGGGGAUGCCCUGGAAUACACUUAGGCUUAGCAACAGUUAAAAUUGUUGUCGCUCAAUUAGUACAUUGCUUUAGUUGGGAACUUCCAGGAGGUAUGACCCCAGGUGAGUUGGACAUGAGUGAGAAGUUUGGCCUCUCAAUACCGAGAGUCAAGCACUUGAUUGCUGUGCCCAAGUAUCGUCUUUUCAGGGAAGCUUGUAAUGAAUCAAAAUGAUUUUAGUUUGAGGUAAAACAUGAUAUGGUUCCAAACUAUAAUUUAGUUGUCCUACUUUUCUCUUUCAUAACUUUUUCGACAACUCUAUAUAAUCUACUUGUAAAAUAUAUUAUUGUCGCACAAAAUAUAUAUGGGUGAAAUAUACUGCUUCUUGAGGCUUCUGCCACCGUGAAAA
This is a messenger RNA of Glycine soja, 1760 nucleotides long. Its product is annotated as cytochrome P450 CYP736A12-like. Gene Ontology annotation, molecular function: iron ion binding; monooxygenase activity; oxidoreductase activity, acting on paired donors, with incorporation or reduction of molecular oxygen. The record is from RefSeq and is a predicted model, not a curated record. The transcript is spliced from 2 exons. The coding region runs from base 35 to 1585 and encodes 516 amino acids. NCBI's taxonomy places the organism in Eukaryota, Viridiplantae, Streptophyta, Magnoliopsida, Fabales, Fabaceae.